This is a messenger RNA of Cyclospora cayetanensis, 1671 nucleotides long. RefSeq lists its product as uncharacterized. Gene Ontology annotation, molecular function: chromatin binding. The transcript is spliced from 3 exons. The record is from RefSeq and is a predicted model, not a curated record. Lineage: Eukaryota; Apicomplexa; Conoidasida; Eucoccidiorida; Eimeriidae. Bases 1 to 1671 code for a protein of 556 amino acids. Gene Ontology annotation, cellular component: nuclear inner membrane.
AUGCAAAGCAGAUCAAAGGGAAGCGAGAAACGGAAGCCACUGGCGCGUCAGAAAGCAGCCAUUUGGCCUCUCCUACUUCAGACUGCUGUCAUAGCUGCAGUCUUCCUUUCAUACCGAAUUGAUGAAUUGCGCCCUCAUGAAGGCAUGGCUUAUAGCUUCCACGCUGCCUUGGAAGAUCAGACCGAUGACCUUUUUUAUUGUAGCGCUACAAAUGCAAAAAAAGAAAACAGCCGACAGGAGGAAGAGUGCAUUCCGUGCCCUGCUAACGCGGACUGUGUAGAUGGCAAAAUGGCCUGCAACACUGGCUACAGACUUCAUACAGAUGCAUCUCAGGAGCCACAAAUUCUAGCAGCCGCAACAUGCGUGGAAGAUUUAGCAUCCAAGGCAAAAGCGGCGGAAGUGCUACACUUGAUCACAGAACUUCUGAGGGAGCGCCAGGGAAGGCACGAGUGCGGACUCCCUCUAGACCCUCUCUGCAGUCCUUCAGAUCACGGGGGAAGAAAACCGUGGAGUGAUUCGAUAAAGGCAAUGUGCUUCAGCCCUGGACUUACUCGCUGGCAGAUGCAUUUCCACCCGGAUAUUGCUUCGUCUAUAGCCAACGAAGCUGUCUACCACUGGCUUUUUAACCACCUUUUAACUCCAGAAUCCGCUGCAGAAUUCGAUAUUGAGGUAGAGAAGCACUAUUUGUUUGUGCCUCUUGCGAACCCGGUGGAAUUCCCUGAGCUCCAUGAACGUCUCGUGAAAGAACAAAGCAGGUCAAGAGGGAUUACAUACACCUACACAUAUAAAGGGUCCGAUCUUCGGAGGCCAUUCUCUUGCAGAAUAUCUGCAUCAGUUCAAAACAAUUUGCUUCCAAUGUUAACGGUGAUGGCGGUUGCUUUGGCAUGUAGCUAUCUUUCCCAGGGCGUCUACAUACGUUACUACGUUAGGAAAGAGGUGCUCAGUCUAAUCCGCCUGUAUUCUCGUACUGCCGAAGGCUUCCCCGUAGCUCCUGGGAUUUCUACAGAAGAUAUAUACAAGCUAUUGGCCUCCCAAUUAGCCAGUAAAGGCACGCUUACGCGGCUGAUCCUCAAAAAAAAACUUACACUUGGACGAGUGGAUGAAGCAUGCCACGAUCUGCUCUAUAGUCCCAAUACAAGAGUGCACGCGUAUCAAUUACAUGAGGCCAACCACUGGUGGGCAGAGGAACAAGCGCCACCUUUGAAUCCUCAUAAGAGAGAUACGGCAAACGGGAAUUCAAACUCAAAGUUGGCUACCACCUGCCCAGCAUUUGAAUCAGUCCAGCACCCUCCCACAACCAGUACCCAUAGCUUUGGCGCCGCCACAGUGCAUCAGUGGAACCGUGUCAGCCCGCAGCCUAGAGAGCACGGCAACACUAUUGGCCAUCCCUGGCAACGAAUGGACUACCAAGUCUCGGGUCUAAAAAUGGCGUGUAGAGAUGCCACCAAGGUACGUAAUGUAGUGGAUUUACGUUAUGAUAUGUGCGUGGCUAAUGGUUGCGUACAGCGGAUGAUUCGUAGAGUUCCUGACUCAUCAUGCACUGAAAAGCCAACGAGAGGACUGGAUGACUAUUUGGGUCUCAUAAAAGAAUAUCGAGAGCUCCAGCAAGCUAGCCACAGAAUCAGUGCUGAGCUUGCAAGACAAACAGAACUCCGAAGCUCUGGUACGUGA